Uncinocarpus reesii 1704 is the source of this 6054-nucleotide messenger RNA. RefSeq lists its product as uncharacterized. The record is from RefSeq and is a predicted model, not a curated record. The coding region runs from base 1 to 6054 and encodes 2017 amino acids. Lineage: Eukaryota; Fungi; Ascomycota; Eurotiomycetes; Onygenales; Onygenaceae. The transcript is spliced from 2 exons. Gene Ontology annotation, biological process: regulation of transcription by RNA polymerase II. Gene Ontology annotation, cellular component: Set3 complex.
AUGGCAUCGCGAUUCCCUCCAAGGGACCGCUCCCCCCAUAGAUAUGGUGAUCGCCGUCCGCAUAUCCCUUCUGGACCGCGUGGAGGAGACGAUGCAAAUUCUAUCCCCCUCGGACGCGAACCCCCUAGAGGUCCAAAAGCACUUAUUGAUUCCUCGAGAGGCGGCCAUUUUGCACCAGCUGGUCCAAGAGGAAGGGGGAUUCCUAGAGGAAUUUCCGGGAGAGGCGAAUAUCGUGAUCGUGACCCUCGUGAUUUGAGGGAUGGUCCUCCUCCGUUUAGACGGGACCCCGACCGGGACUGGCCCCGUCGUGAUAGGGGCUUUGACUCGAGAGAUACCCGUCCGCCAUUUGGUCGAGGCCGCUCCAGGUCGCCUCCGCUUAGGGACUUUCGGGAUGCUGGACCGAGAGAUUUGGAUAUACCCAGGUUGCGACGGGGUUCUCGGGAUGGCCCUCUAUUGAUGCCAGAUGCAUCGCCUCUUCGGGGAGGUUCCUUUCGUGGUCGUGGCCGUGGUGAUCGUGAUCGAGGAAGGGGUAAAGGCUUUUUAGACGAUCGAGAUUUAUUUCGAAGGAGAAGCUUAUCGCGAGACGCCUGGAGAGACCGCGACUCUCGGUUUGACCGAGACAGAGAUCGCGAGCGUGAGUGGGACAGAGAAAGGGAAAGGGAACGGGAGAGGGAAAGAGAUAGAGAACGGGACCGAGACCGAGACCGUGAACGAGAACGUGAACGUGACAAUGAGAGACGUGGCCGGUUUGAGCGGCGAGAGGACGAUAGGCGCCCAGAGAGAGAUGAGCGGGAUGAGCGAGAUCGAGCUCCGGAUCGGCCUGAUACUUGGAGGAAAGACCGGGCUCCUAGUAGGAUAGAGCCGAAAAGCUCAUCUAAUACCGCCACAGUAUCGCCUUCGACUGUUUCACCUCCGUUAUCCGCUGCUCCAUUUACAACUCCUAAACCGGAUAUCCCUGAUGUUCCUCAGAAGUCGGCCGUGCUCCCUACAACUUCAGUGCCAGACCAGCCGAAGCCCCUGGAUAAAGUAGAAGCUCCGCCGCCACGUUCAGAAUCGUUCGCCAACCAUCCAGUACCACAAUUUGUCUCAAUGUCUACUGUCUCGGAUGUGCCAGCGUUUGGUGCAUCAGCAUCAAGUACAACGCCAAGCCGAGGCAAAGCGCAGUUGAAUUCCAUGCCAGGAACUGCCAAUAAACUCCAUAAUGAUGCGUUUGCUUCUGGUUCUGUACGCCCGCCAACUGGACCUAGAGCCGAGCGUGUGGAGAGUCAUGCUCCAGAUUUCCGCUCCCGCCGUUUAUCCGUCUCAGACGCACGAAGCAAAAAUGACCUCUCGAUACGUCCUAGCAAGCCUCCCCCGGCAUCUCCACCCGCUCCGCCUACUUUGUUACCUGACCGUCGUGCUGUUACCCCCUCUGCUCAGGAUAGAAGCUCGCUGACAUCAAUUAACCCUGAAGAAAAGCCGCUACUUUUACCACGACAGGAUUCCGGGCCCAUUUCUCCUCCUAUCGGCCCCUCCGUGGCUCUAUCCCAAGGAUUUGGCCGUGCACCCGUAGAUACCAACAGCUCCCCCGUUGCUCAUCGGCGGCCAUCUACUAGCCAGACCUCUCCACAGGCACCGUUCUCAAACAUACCCACUGGACCAAGGGCAUUGCAGCGACCAAUUGCUCCUAGAGGUGGCCCAAAGGGAAGCAAUCAAUGGGUUCGACCGGGAUAUGUCAACCGCGGACCACCAAUAGCUAACGCUGGCUCUCCUACUAAACGGGAUAGCUUUACCGACGAUAAAGAUAUGAUUUCUUCAGUAUCCAAUGAGUCACGGAGCGCGGAGAAACAACAUGAUGAAAAAACAGAGUCGAUUGAAACGGAACCUAAGAGAUUGGCAGAAGCGGCCGCGAACGAAACCAACGUGACUUCAACACCAAUUGAUACAAUGUCAUCUGAAAAAGGAGAGGUCGGACCGGUCCAUAAUUUAAAGGACGACAGUUUGCUACCCAUGUUCCUUGCAGAGUCUAGUGGUGAAGUAUCAGACGAAGAAGAUGACUUGGACGAGGAGGAUUUCAAUCAGGGAGAACAACGCUUUGAGAAAGAAAUGCAGGCUUUAGCAGCAGAGAUGCCGCCGCCUCCCCUAGAGGAUCCGGUUAUUGUCAGCCUCUUAUUCAAAAUUCAGAUGCUGGGUAUAAUCGCUGAAGGAGCUGUGCCGACAUCCCUGGAUGAACCCAGCGCCGCAAUAGAAACUGAAAAUCCCUCUGAGCCUCCAGCAGUUGUACCGCUACCCAGUACAGAUGCGAAUGAAAUUGAACUUCCGGAUGCUCCUCCUAGCGUUGCUCCUCCCGAGGAAGCUCCCGUUGCUGAAGCACCUUCCUUGGAAGCCCUCCCGUUCUUGAACACUGGUCCGCCAACUCCUUUCUCUGAUAUGGACACUUAUCAGGAAACCCUCAAAACUCAUGAUAUGAUUAAAGAUACGCUUCGCGAAGAGAUAAUUAAGCAACGGAAAGAAAUUGCGAAGCAGCAUGCUGACUUGCGGGAGCAAUAUCGCGCGUAUUAUAGACCAUGGAGACUUGCAGUUUCGGCAAUGGAUCGAAAAAAGGCAGCGGAAGAUAGGAAGUCUGCAGCUCCAGGGCCAUCAACGCCUCCAGCUUCUUCCAGCUCAGCAGCAGCCAUUCCCCCGCUCGAAGGACGGAGAGGGUAUAGAAUGAAUAGUGAACUGGACUUCCAAAAUGCUUUGAAAGCAUCUGCCAUAACUGCGGAGGAAGAGAAUGCGCGUCGUAGGGACCAAGAAGCCACUGCGAGACCUGACUUGGCUCGGGAGGCACCUAUCCCUGAUAUGUUUGAUGACAUAGAAAAAAGGGCUUCCGUGUUUCAAGAUACUAAUCAGAUCAUUGAUCCGAGCAAAGCGUUUGAGGUGUUUGCGUUCCAUCUUCCCCCGGAUGAUUUCACGCCUGAGGAACAUAAAAUUUUCACAGACACGUUUAUGUCUCAUCCGAAAAAAUGGGGCAGGAUUGCGCAAGCCUUACCAGGGCGUACAUUCCAGCAAUGCAUCAAUCACUACUAUUUGACCAAGGAGGAGAUGAAAUACAAAGUCAAGUUGAAUAAAAAAUGGGCCCGGCGCGGACGAGGACGAAGGACGGUUGCUAGACCCCCUAAGUCAAAUGCUCUUAUGGCAGAUCUCGGUGUUGUGCGCCCUGUCUAUGAUGGCGACGAAGCAACGGAGACAACCCCGGCGGUUACUGAUACUGGUCGGCCUAGGCGAGCAGCCGCACCCACCUUUGGGGAAAUGGCCGCCGAUACGGAGACCAGUACGCCAACGCCAAGUGGAGGAAAACGAAACAGUGGAAAAGAAGGACCGGAUCAACCACCCGACAAACCUGCUAGACGCGGCGGUAGAGGUGGAAACCGUGGCGGCCGGCGGGCUCGAGCCCAACAACCGUUGAAUAAUACCCCGAUCGCCGCCGCUCCUCCAAAACCACAGCCAGAACUCAGCGUCGAGAAUGUUACCAAACUUGCUACACCAAGGCCUAAAAGUGAGACAGAAAAGGCAUUUGAAGUGGCCGCUCCGCGAACAAAAUCUACUAGAGUUCGUGCAAAGGAACCCAAGGAGAUUGCUUCAACCGCAGAGUCAACGGAGGGAGAAUCGGCGCCAAAGCAAACAGGGGGCGGUUAUGGAUCCCAGCAACCUACAAGCUACUGGUCUGUCCCAGAACAGCGUGACUUCCCUGAACUUGUUGCGCAUUUCGGUAGGGAUUUUGAAGGCAUAUCUCAAUUCAUGAAAACGAAAACCCCAACAAUGGUUCGAAAUUAUUUCCAGCGAAACGUUGACUCGGGUGAAAAUGAGCUGGAGGAACUGGCAUCAAUCGCCGAGGCUAAGAAGCAAAAAGGCGAAGCGACGGGUCCUCUUCCAGUCCCAAGUCUCCCAACAAAGCGGCGGUAUGAUGCUGCUGUUUCUUCAGCUGGCCCGCGGCCUUUAGCUCCAAAUACAGAUACGGCUGAGCAUAUUGAUAGAAAGGUGAAACUUCAAGUUGUGCCAUUGGCCGCAGCACCGCCUCCAAUUCAGCCUCGCCAGUCAAUCGAUAAAGCACAGUCACAGCAAGCCCUCUAUCCUUCGGUUCAAGCUCGUGGUGCUUCGAUGCUUCCUUUGUCAGCCAGCGAGGAAUCGCACCAACGUGCAGCACGUCAACAAGCUGCACUAGCUGCCCAACGGAUGCAGCAGCAGCAGCAGCACGGACCACGUAUGGGCUAUUUUAGCGAAAAUCGCCCCGAUAAUCGAUCUGUACCAGCACAAGGAAAUAUCGCUGCCAGCCACCUGCAAGAACUGGAAUUGAAGCGACAACAACCACAGGCCAUUGCCGCUCUUGCAGCUCAGGUAAGCAUUGGAAGCUUGCAUCCUCAGAAUAUGAACCGCUCCAAUCUCGCAUCUCUUGCUCCGGACGCUCAAGAAGCGUUGAGGUACCACUCAAUAUCGCAGGCCUCUCAAUAUGGCCAGCCAUCUUAUCUUCAACCGCGUCCAAGUGUCCAGGCCGCCACAUCAUCCCGGUCUCACUCGCGACGUCCUAGCAACAGAAGUAUUUCCUCCACUGCAACAUCUCCAGUCCAAUUGCAUAGCAAAAUGGAGUUAAGUUCGGGAGCCAUGGCCUCUGUUGACAUGCUCAAUCAACCCAAACCCACUUUCCGACAACCGACCCAGUUCCUCGACAUUAACCGCUCAACCCCGGCUGUUCUAUCACCACAUGAAGCGAGUCGGCCGAAUUCUCGACCAAAUUCUACAUCAGCUCCUGCAAACGCGGAACCACCUCGACAAGUGCCUGCGAAACGCUCAAAUAUCAUGAGUAUCUUGAACGAUGAGCCAGAGGAUCCACAACCACGGAAGAAAUUCGCAAGCGGCGACUUUGCAGCUCCCACUACCGCUUCACGCCCGGCCUCCCCUCGUCCCGUUUAUGCAGGAAACCAUUCGACGCCGUCUCGUUCGAUACGGCCAGAAGAUCAUUUGAAUACUGCUAGCCAGCAAUACCAAAGAUCUAAGUACACUCCAGCUGGAUCGCAUCAAUUGCAAUCGCCACACCCGCUACAACACCAACAAUCUCAUUCUCAAAUGAGCACUGCCCAACAAUAUCCGGAUUUUUCAGGGAACUAUAAAGCUUCGUCAGGAGGAAGCUCGUUGAAUCAGGAUUGGAUGGCAAGAUUCGACCCCAGGGGCCAACAGCAGUCGUCCCAAUCACCCAACUCAACCGAUCAGCACAUUUCACGCCUGGCAAGGCAGCCCUCCACCAGUCAUACGUACUCCAACACGGGCCUUUCUCACUCGGUAUCGAUGUCUAACCUUCAAUCGACCCAGUCACACCCUUCGCCUCAGCACCAGAGCCAGCGGCCACCCUUCACUCACCAAAUUUUGCAGCAAUCUCAAUCAGCUCAACAGAGUGCUUCUGCUCGAGAUUCCCCGAUGUCUCAACAUCUCCAGCCGUUCUCUCAGCCUGGUAGCCCAUCAAUUCAGCGUCACAGCAUAUCUUAUACCCCCAAAUCUUCUCAUCCGAGACCGACGUCUCCAAAUCCGCCGUCAGGCAGUUUGAAGCAGACUCCUCAUCCGCAGUCGACUCGGUACUCUGGUUAUGCCCCAAGCAAUGGAGGUCAUCAGAUUCAACCUGUUUUGGAGAACCAGCCUCAAGCAGCUCACCUAUACCGGCAAAACGUCCAGGGUGGUGCUCCGCAGCAAUACUCGCAGUCAGCAAGACGGGUGCCAUCACUUUCGCCCAGGCACCAGCCAUCACAUUUACCGCCAUCACAACAUCUAUUGGCACAGCAUGAGCUGCAAGCCCAACGCCAGCAUAGAGCAUCGUUGAAUUUGGGCCAACAAUCUGAUUCUCCUUUCAGCCGCAACCCUCCUCCGUCACAAGUCUCAAAUCUAAGUCGCGGUACGGGGUAUGUCACUAGAGCGGUCGUACACGCCUCCCGGCUGUUCUAUCGCAACACAGUCAUACUGCUUCAAGCAGCAGUGGUGGUAGUGGCAGUGGCAACGGCGCUGGUGGUGGUGGUGGUGGUCACUUAUAUUCCACCAGUAGCUUGUUGA